GUUUCACAGCUGCAACAUCGAUGCGCGCGCAACACUGUGUUUAGAUGUGAUCGCUGCAAGAAGGCAAGAAGUCGGGAAUUUUUGACCACGGUCAGAUGAAUGUUCAACCCCCUCCCCCGCCCACCCUCUGCUGGAUGUUUUUUUCGGAGAGAUGUGACAGCGCUAUGUGCGGGACUUUGCGGCUGCCUGUGCACCACAUAAACCGCAGCUCCGUAAGGCCAACAAACUUUGGAUAAAUUUGUGACGGAGUAAGGAGCUGACCGACGGCCAAUUAAUGCUGCUGCUACUGCUGCUUCCAUGGAUAGUGGGGGCGGCGCUGUUGGGCAUAGUUGCAGGCGCUGCUGCCACCCCCAGCGCCUGCGACCGCUCCCGAAUGAUAAUGAACGGCCCCCGAGGACGUUUCAGUUCUGGACCACCAGGAUCCAACUACACCCAAGACUCACAUUGCCAGUGGUUAAUUCAGAACGAUCAGGGAGGAGGCUGGAUUACAAUAAUGUUCACAAAGAUAAGCACAGAGUGCUCAUUUGACUAUAUAUUUGUCUUCGACGGCGAUUCCCCAUAUUCGACCCUGCUAGCAUCUUUCAGUGGACAAAACCAAGCACAGAACAUUUCUGGACAAUCUGGAAGCAUGCUUGUUGUUUUAUACUCUGACACAAAUUAUGUACUUGAGGGAUUCGAAGCUGAGUACUUUGUAUCCGCCUGCCCAUCGGACUGCAGUGGUCGAGGCAAGUGCCGAGAGAACGGCUUGUGCGAGUGCCAUCAAGGAUUCGCGGGGCCUGAGUGUUCCUGGCAGAUUUCAGCCAAGGAGCCAAAUGAAUGGGCUUGGCUGCCGCACAUCGGACUUCGACCACGCGCCGCACACUCAGCAACAUACAUCUCUGCUUCUGACAGACUCUACAUCUUUGGUGGUCAUGAUCUCAACAAUGCUAUGGAUCAUCUUCAAGCAUUUGAUUUCAAAACGAAUGAAUGGUUAAAUAUUGAAGCUGAUGGUGGACCUGCAGCACGAUUUUCUCAUGCAGCCUCAAGUCAUCCUCUGGGCAUUGUUCUUCAUGGUGGCCAGUUAAACGAUGGGACGCUAUCAGAUGAAAUUUGGGUCUAUAAAGCAUCGACUGCCGAGUGGUCUAAACGCGGAGAGUUUUGUUCCAAUCGACCGCCUCCGCUCGCUCGACACAGCCUGACGCUCGGUCAGCAUAACUGGCUUUACCUUUUUGGAGGUCAAGUUCAAGACGGUCAUUUCUCCAGCCAACUGUGGAGACUGAGAAUAGGCAGCUCUCCAGAAGAGGAUGAAUGCCAACUUAUUGAAGCAAAAGCAGGAAAAGAUUUAGACUUGCGACUGGCUGGGCACGCGGCAGCUUUCCACUCAGAUUCUCAAAUUUUGUUGGUUUACGGUGGCCUUGCUGUUUCCCACGCCCGAACAGCAACGCUUUCUGACAGAAUCUACGCAUAUCACGUUGAGUCAAGUGUUUGGUCAGAGCUGCACUAUCCACGUUCGCAGGAUGCAAACAUACCUCGGGAGCGUGCCUUUCACACAGCAUCCAUAGUCGGCAACUUGCUGGUGGUUGUUGGAGGUUACAGCCAGCGCCACCACCAACACGAAACCUGCCAUGACCAUUCCACGUACCUGUACCACUUGCAAUGCCAUUCUUGGUUGGAAAUCCCUCCCAAGGGAGCUGCCGAACUACCAGGCGGCCGAUUCGCACACGCCACAGCGCUGCGAGGAAACCAAUUGCUUGUUACUGGAGGCUACAGUGGGAAAGUGAACUCUGAUCUCUUGGUUUGGACGCCUCUGGCUGAUGGGCGAGUCGUCUGUAGCCACCUGAAAGGUUUUCUCGAAUGCGCCGCCAAUCCUGAGUGCGGUUGGUGCUCUGCCGACGACACCUGCCAUCCUCGCACUGCUGGAGCCAAUUGUACCACCAAUUUGCAGACAACGCGUUGUCCUGGAAUUUGCCCAGCAUUGGUUGACUGCCACUCUUGCCUAGCGCUUGGAAAUGUUACAAAAGGCGAUUCUUUUGCGGUUGGCCUGAGACCUGGGCAGUGCUCUUGGUGUGUCCAGACAGCACGUUGCUAUCCAAGAGACGAUAAAUGGGGAAUGUGCGGAGCCAAAGAAGAAACUCCUACAUUGUCUCCUGGCUGGUGGGGGACAAAAGGAACUGAAGUGCAUCAAAUUUCCUCUUGCACCCGUCUAGACAAGAGACCUGGCCUCACCCUUUUGAAAUAUACUCACCCAGCUAACCUUUCACAACCUGAUUAUGUGAGCAUCGUAAAUUCCUCAACUGUUUGGCUGCCUUCAUCUCAAGGGUCUGUCGUGGGGAGUGAGGCCAUGGCCAGGAUGUUGGGAUUCUUGCGAGUGCCUCCUUCUUGGCAGAAAGAAAAUCUCUGUUUGUGUCAAGAACACUCUUCUGCAUUUCUGAAAAUUUCACCAUCGCCUGGAGCUGCACUCGCUCUUGUCGCGAAUUCUACAUCUCAAGAUCCUAAACGUUGCUGGAGGACAAAGUGGCCAACUGGAGAUGACGCUUUACUUACUUCUGGACGCUUGCCUAUUGAACUCGUGGCGCGCCAGCCACUGGGCCGAGGACAAGUUUCUGGAGCUUACGUUCGCGUCUCCCAUGGCCACUGUGGUGUUGAUAAAACAAAGGUUUUCACUUUUGAGCACUUGGAGGCAUGGGAAGGAACCGACUGCGGAGCACACCAAAACUGUCUGCAGUGUGUGGCCGACCAGAGUUGCGGUUGGUGUGAAUUGACCGACCAAUGCAUAGCAAGGAAGGGCAAAGAGCAAACAAGCUGCACCCGCUCUGAUGGCCACUGGCGCUACCUCAUUUUACAAUCGCCCGCCUGCCCCAGGUGUUCGGAUAUCACCUCAUGUAAAGCUUGUUCCUCAAAUCCACUCUGUGAGUGGUGGUCUCACGAAGCGCAAUGCACACGAAGGGGACGGUUGCAAGGUGCCAUAGUAGAAGAAGGUAAAUGUCCUGAAGAGUGCCAUACGAGAAAAAAUUGUGAGCAGUGCUUAGAAGACUCUGGUCCUUGUGUGUGGUGCCAUUCUCGUCAAGAAUGUUUUUUGUUCUCUGCCUACACAUCGCAAAUGCAAUAUGGACAGUGUCAUGACUGGCAAGACAAAUCUCCUUGCAGGGUGUGUGACGCCCUAACUAAUUGUUCCUCAUGUCUUCGCACUUUGGGUUGUGGUUGGUGCUACCAAGUGGAUAAUCCUGUGUACGGCAAAUGUGUUGAUGGAGACUGGAAUAGCCCCAAAUCAGGAGAAUGCUUACUUUCUAUUCCUGGAAACUCGUCAUGGGCUUACAAAACUUGCCCAGAUGUGGACGAGUGCGCUUUGGAGUUGCAUGAAUGCCACCCUGAGGCAACGUGUAUCAACACACCAGGUGCUUACGAGUGUGCCUGUCCUCACGGGUUCAUUGGAGACGGCCGAAGAGAAUGCCAUCGCACUUGCUCUGUGAAGUGUGUGCACGGUCAUUGCAGUGGGGCACCCGACUACAAAUGCUCAUGCAAACUCGGGUGGGCUGGUGUGGCCUGUGACAUCUCAUGCGGCUGCAAUGGCCACGCUUCCUGUUUGGAAGGUCCAGGUCUUUGUGACGAGUGUCAUAAUUUUACUACUGGACUGAACUGUUCCAGCUGUGUUUCUGGAGCAUUUGGAGAUCCAACUUCUCUAGAAGGGUGCCAACCUUGCGAAUGCAAUGGCCAUGGGGAUGAGAGCUCGGGAUUGUGCAAUCCUACCAGUGGACAAUGCUUCUGCGCUGACCAUACAGAAGGUCCAACCUGUUCACAGUGCAGAAGAGGAUUUUAUGGCAACCCAAGAAGUGGAGGUAUGUGCUACAGAGGCUGCACCCCAAGAGCACUUCUCUCUGGCCUGCGACCAGGUGCUUUUGGUGCCGCAGACGCUCGGCCGCUUGAUGAAUGCUUAUGGGUGAUUUGGCCUUUUGCAAACAUGACUCAACCACCUGCAGUCGUGAUUCAAUUGCGAAUUGAGGAAAUGCAAGUCGAGUGUGGCUUGAACGCUGUUUACCUGUACGAUGGCCUCCCUUCAAGUGGUCAUCUCCUGGCGGUAGUAUGCAACAACGACUCAUCCCUUCCAUUUAGCAUAGAAGCUAGAUCAGGUCUAGUGUCGAUAUAUUUCCAACGAGGGGAGUUUGGUGAAUCAUUUAAUGCCACAUACAGAGUUUUCCACUGUCCAGACGACUGUUCUGGACAUGGAACCUGCAUCGACGGAACUUGUGAUUGUACUGAAGGAUGGUCUGGGCCAAAUUGCCUUGGAAUGGUGUGCCCGACAAAUUGCAGUGGCCAUGGCAUCUGCAGCAACAAACUUGGCAGCUGCUUAUGUGCGACAGGCUGGGGUGGUGCCAGCUGCGACACGCCAACAUCUCACAGACUUGCUUUCAACACUCUAUUCCAAGCUGAAGACCUACCUGAUAGUGUUGACCAUUUACGGAAAACACUGCCACGCUUUGGCCAUUCAGUGGCCCUUGAUGGGAGAGGGGGACUUUGGCUCUUUGGUGGUUUAUCUCUUUCCCUCGGGCCAUUGAACGAUAUUAGAUUAUUUGAUACAAGAAACAGGACUUGGAUGCAGGUCACUGUUGAUUCUACAAGAGAAGCAGCCCUUCCAUCUGGUCGCUACUUUCACGCUGCAGUUUUUGCUGUGUCAAGGCACGAGUUCUUUGUGUUUGGCGGGCUUGGAGCUAACCGAGGACCUGCGGAAGGGUCGUUCAGCUGCCGCAGCAGAGCUCUUAAAGAUCUCUGGGUUUUCAGCCUCAAGUCACGCAGAUGGGAACAAGUUGUUGUUUCCCACGAGAGUAUACACCCACCAGCCCUUGCUGGACACUCGAUGGUGCUAAAAUAUGUGCCAGAUAAGAAAAUUUCCCACCUCAUAGUCAUAGGAGGUCUAGAGCCAUGCAGAGGGCCAUCAGACGACACAUGGAUGUUUGACUUGGAAACUAGAGUUUGGUGGCGUCCAACUUUCAAUGGCAACGGCCCAUCAGGAUUAUACGGACACUCCGCGACCUAUCAUGCAGCUACAGAUGUGAUUUAUGUGUAUGGGGGCUAUGAGGGCCCCAGAGCACGCCCUACUGAUCAUUUUUACGCUCUCCAUGUGGCUUCAAGAACAUGGACACUCCUUCCUCCGUUUGCUGAGUACAAUUCUUUUGAAUUCCCUGUGCCAAGACCACGAACUAUGCAUUCCAGUGUUAUUAUCGAUGAUUACCUACUUAUUUUUGGAGGACGCACAUAUCCAAAUAACCAUUCUGAUGUUCUACUCGCAUACAGUUUCGCUUGCAGUUUGUGGGUCCAGUUGCUUCCCUCUGACCUAGACACUGUCGGAUCCAAACCUACUCACUGUAUCGGCCAAUCAUUAGCCCAUGACCCAGAAAGCGGCACUGUCUAUGUGGUGGGUGGCUACAAUGGAGCCGCCCUCGGCCGCGUAAGCUCCAUUCAGACACCACCGCACCUUUGUGCUCUGUACUCAAGCAACAAAGCCUCUUGUCGAAGCGUGAGAGGCUGCUCUUUUUGCGCUAUACACUGGAAGGACGGCACCGAGAACAGCCUCUGCUUCCCAGCAGGUUCUGAGGACGCGUGCGACGCCCGCAACGCCACUGUUAUCAGCAACAAUGGCCAGCGCUGCGAUGCCGCGUGGAUGUCUCGGCGAGAAUGCAGUGCAUCAAGGUCGUGCAUCGAGUGCCAGGCCUUUUUCCCUCCACAGACGUCUCCUAUGUGUCGAUGGUGCAACAACCGCUGCGUCCACUCAGAUGAGAUUUGUAACCACUCUGCGCCAUCCAGCUUAUCUUCCUGCCGGUCACCUUGUGCAAGUGGAGCGAACUGCGCCUCAUGCGCUGACAAGGGUUGUUCGUGGCGCGACGAAACGUGCGUCGAGGCCGAAGGUGGACCAUGGGGCCGGUGUCCGACUCCCUGCUCUGCUCACGUCACUUGCCGAUCGUGCUUGGGCGCCUCUGGUUGCGCCUGGGCGACCAGAAGCAACUCGUGCGUCGCCCUAGCGCACACUCCGCUGCUCUGUGCCGGGGGCAUUUGCGGUCUGCUGCUGCGCGGCGGCACUGACCGCUGUCCGCAGCCGUGCACGGCGCUUUCGCAGUGCUCAACUUGCUUGCGACACGCCAGGUGCGGCUGGUGCUGGACGCGCGCCACCAACGCCACCGGACAGGGCUUCUGCGUGGAUGGCUCCAUGGACGGACCUGACGCGCGAACGACCUGCACCGAAUACAACCACAGCUGGCACUAUGCUGAGUGCCCACCAGAAGACGAGUGCUCUAAUGAACACCACAACUGCGACCCGCGCUCUGAGCGAUGCGUCAAUUUACUUCACGGUUUCAAGUGCGAGUGCAACGACGGAUAUCAACCUAACAAGUCUGGAGGAUGUGUUCCUGUUUGCCCUCAAGGUUGUGUGCAUGGCAUUUGCAUCGAACCUAACAAGUGCGACUGUGACUUUGGUUUCGUUGGGGCUGACUGCCGCCAGCAUUGCCAGUGCAAUGGGCAUUCUCAGUGUGGAGGGCCUGAUGCUUUGGACAAAUGCACCAAAUGUCUAAACAACACGGAGGGCCCUCAAUGUGAGAAAUGCAAAACAAACUACGUCGGCAACCCUGCGAACAACGGGCGGUGCGUUCCGUGCGUCGAGUUCUGCUACGGCCACUCAUCCACCUGCGUCGAGAGUAUCAACUCGGCCGUUUGCUUGCACUGCGACAAUCACACAUCAGGCGACCGCUGCCAGGUGUGCGUCAACGGCCACUUCAGGUCAACCGAUUCCCUGCUUGACCCUUGCCGACCCUGCGAGUGCCACGGCCAUGGAGACACUUGCGAUGCUACUACUGGUGGCCACUGCCUCUGCCACAACAACACCGAAUCUGACUCGCAGUGCGUGGCAGGAGCUCGCGUUGGCGCUGGCGGGGCACCCUGCUGGCGGUUGCAGUGUGCCCGGUGUAGGGAAUUCUUCAUUGGCACACCCACAGGUGGUCAUGCGUGCUACCGGCAAAUGGCUGUCGAGCUCGACUACUGUACUGGUGACAGCUGCAACCCUCUAGAGUCAGGGCGUGCGGCGUUUUUCGCAGUGCAACCGCGCUUCAUGAACGUGGACAUCCGGCUGGUGGUGGACGUGGGUGGCGCCGGUGCUGACGUGUGGUUGGCGCCGCGUGAUGACGCUUUAAUCGUCGGGAUGGACGGCCGCGUGACCCUGGACACUCGGCUGAGCAACGCGUCUGUCAACGAGAUCGGCGCUCACGGGCUCUCGACGUUUGCCACCCUUGGCCAAGCACACGCCCUGGUUGUGCGUGCCCUGCGCCACCGGCUUGUAGUCACGCUGCCCCAGAGCAUUCAUGAUCUGGCCAUCGCACGCUUCUACGUCGCUGUGCAGGCUAGGGACGCACCACUCCAUGGACAGCUGCACUUCAGACAGGAUCAACUGCACAUCGACCUCUUCGUCUUCUUCUCUGUGUUUUUCUCGUGCUUCUUCCUGGCGCUGGCCGCCGGCCUGCUGCUAUGGAAGGCCAAACAGGCGGCCGACAUGCGGCAGGCGCGUCGGCGGCACGUCGUCGAAAUGCUUCACCUCGCGCGCCGACCCUUCGCCUCGUCGUCCAUCGUGCUUGGAGCGGCCACGCGCUCCCGACGCCACCGGCGGCCACGUGAGGUGCGGCCGCUGGCGUUCGAACCGACGGCCGAUGGCCUGGCGGCCGUCGCCACCGUGAUGGUCGAGCUGCCGACGGGCCCGGUGCGGCUGGCGCUCGCCUCCUGCCUCGUUCUCAUGGCCCGCCGUCCCCCCAACUCCUGACUGACCCCACCGAACCUGCAUUCCUAAUCUCGCUCAGGCUCAAAUCGCAUUUACUCUUGUCACUUAGGACGUAGGUCACACUGAAUCUCAUUUUAAUAAAGAUAUAACUCGAUAAUCUAGAACUAUCAAAACAAAAA
Cloeon dipterum is the source of this 7911-nucleotide messenger RNA. RefSeq names its product multiple EGF like domains 8 (gene Megf8). Bases 275 to 7774 code for a protein of 2499 amino acids. Gene Ontology annotation, cellular component: Golgi apparatus. NCBI's taxonomy places the organism in Eukaryota, Metazoa, Arthropoda, Insecta, Ephemeroptera, Baetidae. The transcript has 27 exons. Gene Ontology annotation, molecular function: protein binding; calcium ion binding. The record is from RefSeq and is a predicted model, not a curated record.